Messenger RNA from Kalmanozyma brasiliensis GHG001, 1959 nucleotides. RefSeq names its product Myc-type, basic helix-loop-helix (bHLH) domain protein. NCBI's taxonomy places the organism in Eukaryota, Fungi, Basidiomycota, Ustilaginomycetes, Ustilaginales. Gene Ontology annotation, biological process: regulation of transcription by RNA polymerase II. The transcript is spliced from 2 exons. Bases 1 to 1959 code for a protein of 652 amino acids. The record is from RefSeq and is a predicted model, not a curated record. Gene Ontology annotation, molecular function: DNA-binding transcription factor activity, RNA polymerase II-specific; RNA polymerase II cis-regulatory region sequence-specific DNA binding; protein dimerization activity.
AUGAGCGUAGCAGUCCAGCUGCCUCCCGUCACCAACAUCCACACCAUGGCCGCUCUUCCUUCCUCGUCCGCGCUCCAGCUCGCUCCUGCUGCUUCGGCGUCUACUUCCACAGAUGCCAUGACGCAGCCUGCCGAGUCCACGGACAAGCCCUCGGAUCUUCCUCCCAUGCCCGUUCCGUACGAAGACUUUCAAUUCUCCCUCGACUUGCCAGCUGAGCUCGACCUCAGCGAUCUUCAAUUCCUCAGCGGGGUCGACCGCAAAGGCGGCCCUUCCAACCCAAUGACUCCCGGUCUCACUUCGCACUUCCUCGCAUCCACACCACAAGGCAUGUCCUUUGGGCAAGACGACGUUCUCAUGGCGAGCAGAUCCAACAGUCGAAGAGGAAGCCUCUCAAAAGGUAGCCGACCGGCAUCUCCCCGGAUCGCUUCGUCUUCACGCUUCAUUGAAUCCGCCUUGCGGCCCCCACCGCCCCCCGAUUUCGAGCCAACAGGACCCAGCAUGUUCGACACAGAUGCCUUCGCCAGCGGCACCUUUUCGCCCUUUGGUAUGGGCACUCCAGGAGCCAGCGACAAGACUGCGCAGAACGGUCAGCUCUUUGACGCAAAGGAGAAGAACAUGCUCGUCAACUUCCUGGAGGGGUUCGAAUGGGAUUUUGACCCAAGCCUCCCAGAGGGCAUGCCGAGCUUCUCGGCCGCCGCAGCAGAAAGGUCGGCAGCAGCUGCAGAGGGAAUGGGCUUCCCAGCCGAUUUCGGCUCGGCGACAGCAAGCAAGGACCCCAUGCUGCACGAGGGCCCUGCCCUGUCGACAGCAGCGCGACGUUUGCAAAACCGCACCAAGACUGCGGCGGGACUGGCUUCUGCUUCUUCCGGCUCUGGCUCCGGAUCCGCGACCGCUUCGUCGCAAAGCCCGCACGACACUUCCUCGUCUGCUACGUCGCCACACGGCUCUGGACGCGGGCAUCAGCAUCGUCGAUCGCUCAGCAACAAGUCGCGCUCCUUCCACCACGAUGCAGAUCUCGUCAACACGGCCUUCGGCGGCGGAUUGUCGGAAUGGUCGUCUGGCAACGCAUCACAACAACAACAACAACAGCAGCAGCAGCAGCAGCAGCAGCAGCAGCAGCAGCAGCAGCAGCAGCAGCAGAUGCAGAACUCAUACGCACAGCACGCAGUGCACGACAACUCGGCGACGGGCAGCAAGCGUCACGCGGGUCACUUUGGCAUGGGAGACGCAGACGAGCAGACACAGGCAGCGCUAGCGCUGGGUUCACUCACCGGAAUGCACGCAGAUCUGUUCCGCAUGAGCGCAGGCCUCGAUACUCUCAACAAACCUGAUCACAAGCAGGCUCCCGCUCCACCUCAAGCGCCAGCGAAUCCCGCUCAGACCAUCACAAAAAGCGCAUCGGGCAAAAAGCUCAAGACGGAGCACGAGGACGACGAUGGAACGGGGGACGGCGGAAGCAAACGCGAGCUGCUCACCGAGUCCGAGAAGCGCCAGAAUCAUAUCCUGUCCGAACAGCGACGCAGGAACUACAUCCGGGAAGGCUUCAAGGAUCUGGUUGUGCUGCUGGACGAUGGGCGCAAUUUCGGCGCGAGAGCGCUGGGUCUUUCUUCAGGCUUUGGCACGGGUGUCGAGGACGAAGGGCUGGAUGACCGAUCGGACAUCGAUGAUGUCGUCGACGUGCUCGCUGUGGGCCGCAAGAAGCCUCCGAAGAAAGCCAAGAAGGCUGGUCCGGACGGUGUGCGACAGCGCGGCAAGGGACGUGGGAGGGGUGGUAGCGCCGGUGGUGGCGCUGGAUCCAAGAGCGCAGUGCUCUUCCAGGCGGUCGACCUGAUCAGGUGGCUGGAUGGGAAAAGCAAGGAGCUGACACGCCAAUGUGAGGAUCUGGAGCAGAUGGCGGGCAUUCCCGACCCAGAGAGCAUCGUUGCUGCGAAUAGGCCGGCGAGUGCCAAGGCUGUUUAG